Zophobas morio is the source of this 792-nucleotide messenger RNA. Its product is annotated as farnesol dehydrogenase-like. Bases 1 to 792 code for a protein of 263 amino acids. Gene Ontology annotation, molecular function: oxidoreductase activity. The record is from RefSeq and is a predicted model, not a curated record. Lineage: Eukaryota; Metazoa; Arthropoda; Insecta; Coleoptera; Tenebrionidae. The transcript has 4 exons.
AUGGUACUCUCAAUGGACCGAUGGGUCGGCAAAGUGGCCAUUGUGACCGGUGCUAGCUCUGGAAUUGGAGCGGCAAUUGCGGAUGCUCUUGUCGAAAACGGUUUACUUGUGGUAGGUGUUGCUCGUAGAAACGAACUCAUCGAAAAACGCGCCAAGGAAUUAUCAGACAAAAAAGGAAAACUGUAUGCUUUCAAAGCCGACCUUAGUCGCGAAGACGAAAUUCUAUCAGCUUUCAAAUGGACUGAAGAUAAUUUAGGGCACGUGCACGUUCUUGUCAACAACGCCGCCUUUUUGUCGGAAGAACUAUUAACCGAAGGGAAUACUGAAACGUGGAGGAGAGGUUUCGAUAUAAAUGUAAUAGCCCUUUGCGUUGCUACAAGGGAAGCGGUCAAAAUAAUGAGGAAAAACGACAUAAAGGGACACAUCGUCCACAUUAACAGUAUUUCAGGGCACGAAGUUGUGGCUCUACCUGGAAGCAAUGUUUAUUCAGCAACAAAAUUUGCAGUUACUGCUUUGACUGAAACCUUGAGGCAGGAAUUGAAUACUUUAGGUAGCAAAAUUAAAGUCACAAGUGUUAGUCCCGGUCUUGUAGUUAGCGAAAUGACAGUUCUGGCUAAAGAUAUAAGUGACGAAAGAAGGAAGAUAAUGGAAGAUCGUCCAAUCCUGCAAGCUGAAGAUAUAGCAGACGGAGUGGUUUAUGUUUUAUCGACGCCAGAGCAUGUUCAAGUACAUGAAUUGACGAUCAAGCCAGUGGGAGAAUCUACUAGUUUUGUAUCACAAAUAAAUACAUAA